Molecule: messenger RNA, 2157 nt
Organism: Closterium sp. NIES-65
Lineage: Eukaryota; Viridiplantae; Streptophyta; Zygnematophyceae; Desmidiales; Closteriaceae
Source: the annotation of a GenBank genome assembly
AUGAUCUCCGCCAAAACUCCCCCGCCGGCCGAACGCGUUGCUGGAGCGGCGAGCUGCAGCGCGGGCAGGCGCGCGGCCGCAUGGGAUGCUGCCGCCAGCGCUGAAGUGCGUGUGCGGGCACCGGCGACCCACGGCAGCAGCGCCCGCCUCGGAAGAGCGAGAGCUCGCCCCUUCCAUAACGGAUGCUUCUGCCAGGACCUUGGUGGUGCGGCCCGCACGCCUCGCCAUGCGCGCGCCAUUAUCGCCGGCUCGGCGGCGCCAGCCGGCUCCCGCGGCCCAGCGCCCCAACCGUUCCCCUCGCGACCCCACUCGGCCCGUGUAGCGGCUGGCGGCGGGUUGCACGCGGCGAGCGCGGGGGGAGCGGAGGAGGCGGCGGCGGAGCGGGAGGUGGCGUGGGCGCGCGGCGAGGAGGGCGUGUGGAGCGUGGUGAUCCCCACGUACAACCGCCUGCCCAUCCUCACCCAGUGCCUGCGCGCGCUGGAGCAGCAGCGCGGCGAGCGGCAGGCGGGCGUGCGGCGGUACGAGGUGGUGGUGGUGGACGACGGGUCCGACGACGGCACCGUGCGCGCGCUCGCCGCCAUGGGCGUGGCGUCGUGCGAGGGGCUCGCGCAGGGCGCGGGGGAGGGAGGGGCGGGAGAGGCGGUGGAUGGCGAAACGAGGCAGGCAGCGGUGGCGUUCCCCCACGUGCGACUGGUGCAGCAGCAGCACGGGGGCGCGACGGCCGCUCGGAACUACGGCGUGCGCGUGGCGGGCGGCAGCACGAUCGUGUUCAUCGACUCCGACAUGGUCGUGUGCCCCGGUGCGCUGCCCGCCCGCUGCCGCGCUGAUGCAGGCGCGCACGAGCAAGGCAGGGAUGGGGGAAGGGGGGGAGAGCUGGUGGGGAGCCGGGGGGGGGGGGUGGACGCGGGGAAGAGGGAAAGGCUGGUUGAUGAGUGGGACGGGGGGGGCGAGAUGGAAGGGAGAUGGAGAGGGGGGAGGGGGGAGACGGAGGCAGUGGGAGAUGGAGAUGGGGAGCGAGAUGAGCCGUUGAUGGAGAGAGGGUGGGAGUGGUGGGGGGGGAGGGAUAAAAGAAAGGGGAAGGGGGGGAGAGGUGAGGGGACAUGGGGGGGGGGGGGGAAGAAUGGGGACGAGAUGGGCGGAGCUGGGGUAAGAUGCGAGAGAGUUGGGGUAGAGGGGGAGAGGAUGAGAGGGGUGGAAGAUGGAGAGGAGGGAGGAGGUAGAGGGGUAGAGGAGGUGGGGGAGAGCGGGGGAGAGCGGGGGAGGGAGGAGAGUGGGGGAGGGACGAGAGUGAGUUUCCUAGCAGCGCAUGCGCGUGCUCUUGCGGAGGCAAGGAGCAGGUUUGGGGACGAGCGCACCUUCUCGUACGGGCGGGUGGUGAACACCAGCAACUUCCAUGACCCCAUGGCCGAACCCUUCAAACUCACUGACUACUCAGCAGCGUUCUUCGCCACGGGCAACGUGGCCAUUGCACGCCACAUGCUGGCUGCCGCCACUCUCCGCCUCACCCCACCUGCUGCAACCGCGCGCUCCUCCUCUUCCUCCUGCACCUCGCGUGAGGUGCUCACGGCAGUGGAAGGGCAGGCUGGGGGAGCGGUCGUGGUUGGCCAAGCACGGAGGGAGGAGGGGCGUGGAGCGGAGGAGAAGGGGGUGGAGCAGCAGUGGCAGGAGAUGGGGCCGUUUGAUGUGGACUUCAGCAGCUACGGCUGGGAGGACCUGGAGCUCGGAGGUGCGCUGCUGCCCGCACUCCCACCCUCGCACCACUGGGAGCGGCUGCGGCAGUGUGGCGCGCGCAUAUGGCAGUGCCCCGAGGCCGUGGGCUUCCACUGGCACCCGCCCUUCCAUCCCUCUCACUUGCCCGCUCUCAUCCGCCAGGAGCGGCAGCGGGGGGAGAACGGGGUGCGGUUCUUCCUCAAGCACCGCACGCUGAACGUGCGCCUCAUGGUGCAGAUGACGCCCUUCCACGCCGCCCUCUGGUUCCUGCUCACCCUGGGGGGCGCCCUCAACGAGCGCUCCCUGGCCCCACUGCUCGCAUGGCUGGUGCAGCAAGGCCAUCCCGGAGUGGCCGUGGGGAUUCUCUCCCCCGUGCUCAACUGGCACACUGUGCAAGCCACACGGGAAGAGGUGCACCGACUCAGGAAGGCAGGGGUGGAUGUGUGA